Messenger RNA from Melozone crissalis (California towhee), 4120 nucleotides. It is a transcript of the gene ME2, whose product is annotated as malic enzyme 2. The coding region runs from base 123 to 1865 and encodes 580 amino acids. Gene Ontology annotation, biological process: pyruvate metabolic process; malate metabolic process. Lineage: Eukaryota; Metazoa; Chordata; Aves; Passeriformes; Passerellidae. Gene Ontology annotation, molecular function: malate dehydrogenase (decarboxylating) (NAD+) activity; malate dehydrogenase (decarboxylating) (NADP+) activity; NAD binding. Gene Ontology annotation, cellular component: mitochondrion. The transcript has 16 exons. The record is from RefSeq and is a predicted model, not a curated record.
UGGACGCAGCUCCGGCGGGCGGGCGCUGUUCUCGCUCAGUAGGAACAGGUCCUCGGCCGGCAUCGCUCAGCGGGCAUCAGCCGCAGGAGGAGGUGCUCCGGAGGAGGAGGAGGAGGAGGAGGAUGCUGUCCCGACUGCGCGUGGCCGCGGCGCCCUGCGCGAUGGCGCGGCGCAGCCUGCACACCAAGGAGAAGGGCAAGCCGCUCAUGCUCAACCCGCGCACCAACAAGGGCAUGGCCUUCACCCUGCACGAGCGGCAGAUGCUGGGCCUGCAGGGGCUCCUGCCUCCCAAGAUAGAGACACAGGACAUCCAGGCCUUGCGCUUCCACAAGAACUUGGCUAAAAUGACUGACCCCCUGGAGAAGUACAUCUACAUCAUGGGCAUCCAGGAGAGGAACGAGAAGCUCUUCUACAGGGUGCUGCAGGACGACAUUGAGCGGCUGAUGCCCAUUGUGUACACGCCCACCGUGGGGCUGGCCUGCUCCCAGUACGGACACAUCUUCAGGAGACCAAAGGGAUUAUUUAUUUCCAUCUCAGACAGAGGCCACAUAAGGUCAAUCGUGAACAACUGGCCAGAGAACGACGUGAAGGCUGUUGUGGUCACUGAUGGAGAAAGAAUAUUGGGUCUUGGCGACCUGGGGGUGUACGGGAUGGGGAUUCCAGUGGGAAAGCUGUGUUUGUACACAGCCUGUGCAGGGAUACACCCAGAUAAAUGCCUGCCUGUGUGCAUCGACGUUGGGACUGAUAACACAACCCUGCUGAAGGAUCCCUUCUACAUGGGGCUCUACCAGAAGAGGGACCGCUCGCAGGUCUACGAUGACCUGAUCGACGAGUUCAUGGAGGCCAUCACGGACAGGUACGGCCAGAACACGCUCAUCCAGUUUGAGGACUUUGGAAACCACAAUGCUUUCCGGUUCCUGAGGAAGUACAGGGAGAAGUACUGCACCUUCAACGACGACAUCCAAGGGACAGCCUCAGUGGCCUUGGCAGGACUGCUGGCAGCCCAGAGAGCCACAGGGAAACCACUCACAGACCAGAAAGUGCUGUUCCUUGGAGCGGGAGAGGCCGCCCUGGGAAUCGCCAACCUCAUUGUGAUGGCCAUGAUGGAAAGGGGUGUUUCCCACGAGGAGGCCUCCAGGAGAGUGUGGAUGUUUGACAAGCAUGGCCUGCUGGUCCAGGGCCGGGAGCAGCAGGCGGAUCCCCACCAGGAGCCCUUUGCCCACAAGGCUCCAAAGGACAUAGACAUACCAAAGACAUUUGUAGAGGCAGUGAAUGUACUUCGGCCUUCAGCUAUCAUCGGGGUGGCUGGGGCAGGGCGUCUCUUCACCCCGGACGUGAUCAGAGCCAUGGCUUCCAUCAACGAGCGGCCCAUCAUAUUUGCCCUGAGCAACCCCACGGCCAAGGCCGAGUGCACGGCAGAGGAGGCCUACACGCUGACAGAGGGCCGGUGCCUGUUUGCCAGCGGCAGCCCCUUCGAGCUGGUCACUCUGAGGGAUGGGAGGACCUUCAAACCAGGCCAAGGAAACAACGCUUACAUCUUCCCAGGCGUGGCUCUGGCUGUGAUCCUCAGCAGCGUCAGGCACAUCAGUGAUAAGGUUUUCCUGGAGGCUGCCAAGGCAUUGGCAGAGCAGUUGACAGAUGAAGAGCUUGCACAAGGAAGACUUUAUCCUCCACUGUCCAAUAUCAGGGAAGUUUCUAUUUAUAUUGCUGUCAAGGUGAUGGAGUUCCUGUACGCCAACAACAUGGCCUUCCACUACCCCGAGCCGGCCGACAAGAACCGCUACAUCCGCUCCAAGGUGUGGAGCUACGAGUACGAGUCCUUCAUGCCGGACGUGUACGACUGGCCCGAGUCCAAGGUGCACUGACCAGCCCCGCGCCGCGCCUCAGGCAGCGCCGCCACUCUGCAGGGAUCCCCUCCCUCCCUCCUCAGACCAACUCCAAUCAUGAGCUUUCACUCCUCUAAUUUAUUUGCGCCUGUUUUGUUGCCUUUUUUUUUUGUUUUUUUCCCCCUUACGCCCUGUUUUUCACCUGAUUUCUCCCAGGUACCUGGUAAACUGUACGGAAAACGGCAUCUGCCACGGGGAUGAGAGAGCCCUCCAAAAUUAAUUUAAACAAUAACAUUGUAUUUCUAGCUUAGAGCCAACACCAGACCGAAGAAUUCCUUUAAUGGUAUUUUAGCUACCUGCAUUUGAUGAUAAACUGUAGCUCUCUCAUCACUGCUGAUAUCCAGAAUUACUUAUUUUUGCCUUUAAUAAUCAGUCUUCUAAUUGUCCUAGUGUUGUCACACUGCAUUAGCAGUGACUUCAAGGGAGACCACUUGUCCUAGAAAAAACAAAAGGGCAGUUAAAGACAACUUAGAGAGUCUGAUGGGCCUUGUGUUUUGUUUAAUGUUUAAAGAUGCCCAUGUCCAGACAUCCUUGUGGCAUUGGCUGCUGUUUCCUUGAGGAGUAGCGAGAUGUACAUGUGUGGGAUCUGCAGCAAAGUUUGCAGCUUUGUUUUCAUCACUCCAUGAAACCUGUUCUCAGGAAAAAUGUGAGCUAGUUCAAAUUGUCCUUGGGAAGCCUGAAAAUAAUACUGAUCACUUAAUAGCUUUUAAAAACAAAGCCGUGCUGUCACAGAUUAAAUUUUAUUGGGUAGAGGUAGGACCUGAAGUAAUUUAUGAAAAUUUUUUUAAAGAUUUUACUAGGAGAUUUUAAGCAAUGGACUGCAAAAUGGUUUACCAAAGGAUCUUUACUUAAUUUUUCAAUUUUUUCAAGUUUCUCUUUUAUUUAAGCCGGGUUGUUUUCUCCCUUGUUCUCACAACAAGACUUGUGUGUGAUGUUUUAUGACCCUGCUGACUCGAAAGCUCCGAAGUGGACUCAGCUGGCGGCAGCACUCCGUGGGCAGUGCUGGUUCCAGGUGCUGGCAGGGCUGGAGCAGGAGUGCUGUUCACACCAGUGAGUCUGCUGGGUGUUCCCUGAGGCCUCGGUCCCGCCUGCUCUGUCACUGUGAGUCCUGGACCCGAAAGCUGCAGUGCUACGAGCCCUGCACUGAUCACCCCAGCUUUCUGCCCUUCCAGGCGCGGUUUGUCAGGGUCCUCGUGUGACAGCAGAAGGUCCCAGCUGAGUUUUUCCUUGCCCGGGUAGUGCUGCACGUUUGCUGCAGAUGCCACAGUGUACACUCAGCGAUUCCCUUGGAGCGAGGCCGCGGGGCCCUGGUCACCGCACAGGGACAGCCAGGGGUGGCCACAGCCUGUGGCUGCCCCGUUGUGCUCCCUGCCCCGAGAACAGCCACCUGCCAGGAGCAGAAACAGACAUACCAGGCUGCUCCAGUUCGCUGCAGCAAGGCAGGAGAAGGGCAGGAGUAAAUAAACGCAUGGAUGUGCCAGCAGCGCUGCACUGGCAGACGCCAUCCAAAGAGAUAAAGCAGAGCUUGCUCAGGAUUUACCCAUGGCAAGCACUGCUCUCAGUCCUAAAUUACACAGGAAAAUGCAGUCUCCACAGAACAGGCCACAACAGAGCAGGGAAAAUGGUCUCAGCACCCCCUCAGGCAGCUACAGCCUGAUCUCUGGCUCCAAAAUUGUAUUCACACAAAGAACAGUGAACUUUGGGAAGGUGCUGCCUGCGUGGGCAAAGAAGACUGAUUAUAUAAACACAGAAAAGAGUGAUGUGGGGAAAAAACUGUGGUGUUCAAGCUGUGGUAAAGUGUUGUGUGGUGGGGCUGGAAGUGCUUCACUGCUGAGUGCUGAGAUGCACAUGGGCAGGAGCUUGCACUUGCAAGUGAAUGUACAAAAGACACCAACACACACACACACAUACAUAGGAUGUUUUUACAAAGAGUGCUUUUUUCAUCUAUUUUUGCUAUGCCUUGUUUGUGUCGUAUUUAAAUUAGUGAUCUUACUGAGAAAGAAAUUAUUUAUUCAAUGUAUGAAUUGUUUUUUGCCUUCUGAAAAUCCAGCUCUGUCUGAAGCCUGUUGUACUGUGCCAGUGGAGUUCUGCAUCACUGGAUUCCGGAGUGCUGGGAACAAACAGCUUCCUCCCUCCUGCCAGCAGCCAGUUAGGCAGAUGAGUGUCAAAAACACCCAAAAUGCACCGAUCCCAUGUCCCUUCAGGCUGAUUGUUUGUUCCCAAGGGUUGCAGCU